Aspergillus piperis CBS 112811 is the source of this 1324-nucleotide messenger RNA. RefSeq names its product peptidyl-tRNA hydrolase domain protein. The coding region runs from base 371 to 1141 and encodes 256 amino acids. Gene Ontology annotation, cellular component: mitochondrial large ribosomal subunit. The transcript has 3 exons. Gene Ontology annotation, biological process: mitochondrial translational termination. The record is from RefSeq and is a predicted model, not a curated record. Gene Ontology annotation, molecular function: translation release factor activity. Lineage: Eukaryota; Fungi; Ascomycota; Eurotiomycetes; Eurotiales; Aspergillaceae.
UUGGUGUCGGUAUCGGAAUCAUUGUUCAUAAUUUCAAGCGGUGACCGACCCAACCUAUCCAUCCAUCUACCUACUUAGUACUCUUUUUAGUCUGAAGAAUCUAAACAUCCAUCUUUGAUUAACGAUCAAGCUACUAUCUCACUAAAAAUCGCAACCGAGGCCGACCGCUGCUAACUACUGAGAUUGGUGUCUACCCUACCCGUUGACGAACCAUCAGCCCGACCCUGCCGGUCACCCUACUUUUAAAUUACCUGACGGGUCCUUGGUGAAAGUAACUCCGUCAUAUCCGUACUAAAAGCUACUUUACUCUAGCUCGGCUUCUGGAAGAUCCUCGUGCUUGUUACUCGUUAGCAUACCCAUCCUUAAUUCAAUGUCCCUGUUCCUAUCGGUCCUACCUGCAGCUGCGCGGCACCUCCCUUCCCCGCGCACUGCUACUGCUGCUACUACUGCUGUUACUACUGCUGCUGCGAACAUGGUGCGAGCGAAUCAUGUAAGCCGUGGAUUAGAAUCCAUCAUGGCACAUGCCCGGCUUUCUCUCCCCCGUAAUUUUCACCGCGUUUCCCUCGCUUGCUAUUAUCCCCCUUCGUCCCGCCCCACCGUCGCGACACGAACUUUUGCGUCCAGGCGAGCCGCCGCCAUCUCGACUCCCUCGGGCCUAGAUUCGGACCACCACCUGACGGCGGCUAGGGAAUGGGUCGCUAGGCUCAAUUCAAAGGCUAUCACCAUCCCGCGUGACAUCUGCGAGAUUUCCUUUAGUCGUUCUAGUGGCCCUGGAGGUCAAAACGUGAACAAGGUGAACUCGAAAGCCACAUUACGAGUCCCCCUCAAAUCGUUACUGCCUUUCGUCCCCCAACUUCUACAUGCCCCGCUGCAAGCGUCUCGAUACGUCGCGGCGAAAUCCCAGUUUCUGGUCAUUCAAUCGGAUGAGUCGCGCAGACAGACCGCCAAUGUGGAGGCUUGCUACGAUAAGCUCCACCAGCUCCUCAAGAGCAUAGCAGAGGACACGAUUCCCGGAGAGACUUCGCAAGAACAACGUGACAAGGUACAAAAACUAAAAAAAGCUGCAAACGAAGCCCGCAUCAAGUCGAAGAAAAUGCACAGCAGCAAAAAGAGCAGCCGCCGGGGUAGUUAUGACGACUAACAAACAUGCUAACUUUUCAUCACCUAAUAACCAAGAGGACCUUUCCCUCAUUCUCAUUGCCCAUUAAGCUUGCGACGGAAAAAGCCCGAUAAACGCCGAUGAAUGAUUUAAAAGAAAUGUAAGCUCUAUGCUUCCUGUACAAUGCGUUCCGCGUUACGGAUAGUCGCAGAAAUCGCCUUUUGG